UCAACCAGUCAAUUUACGUAAGGGGUCACAUAUUUUAGUUUGUCAAUAAGCAGAAAAUGAUGGCGACUCUUUUCAGGCAUGGCGUUUCUAAAACGGCUCGAAUUCUCACACCGCAAAACGACAUCCUUAAGUGUUACGCCACGAAAGCUGAGAAGAGAAAGGGCCUAGACAGAAAACCUACUCCAAAAUUAAACCCUACAGCUCAAUUCAUCGCUUCAAAAGGUUUUCUUCGAGCUCAACGCGAAUAUGUUCCACCGCCUGAUUUGGAAAGCAGUUUAACACAGAUAUUCAAAGACGUAUUGGGCAAAAGCGAUCUCAACACCGAAAUUGUCGAUUUAAAUCAGAAAUUUCAAUUGCUCACAGCUUGCUCCCAGAAAUUCGGUCAUAGUAUUCCAAAUUCACUUUUACAUCAAAUCGGUACCCUGAAAGAAGUUUUAACAUUUUAUGCAACACCAGUUGACUGUCGAACACCUUUAGAUAAAUUGAGGACUAUGGAGCUUCCAGAGAAUUUACAUGUUCAAUUUGAGUAUAACAGAUGGCAUCCAGAAACUGAUACAAAGUUUGAUGGCCAAACAGCGUUUCCAGAGAGUUCCACUAUCGUGACUGGUCUGAAAUAUAAAGAUAAAUACAAAGGACACGUACAGAAAAUACGAUUCCCUCAGUACUA
Molecule: messenger RNA, 667 nt
Organism: Dendroctonus ponderosae (mountain pine beetle)
Lineage: Eukaryota; Metazoa; Arthropoda; Insecta; Coleoptera; Curculionidae
Gene: mRpL50
Cellular component (GO): mitochondrion; mitochondrial large ribosomal subunit
Source: RefSeq, a predicted model, not a curated record